Caenorhabditis elegans is the source of this 1299-nucleotide messenger RNA. It is a transcript of the gene dhs-7, whose product is annotated as NAD(P)-binding protein. The coding region runs from base 274 to 1263 and encodes 329 amino acids. The record is from RefSeq and is marked reviewed. NCBI's taxonomy places the organism in Eukaryota, Metazoa, Nematoda, Chromadorea, Rhabditida, Rhabditidae. The transcript has 4 exons.
CGUAAUGUACAUUUUUUUGAGUAAAAAACCAUUUCGUUGAAAUCUUCUGUUAACAAAGAUAAAAAUCUUGUCUAUUUUUCCAUUUCAUUUUUUUAAAAGAAAGCAAACCACAAAUCAUACAUGCUUCACGUAUCUCUCCGUCUCUUGACUACACACACUCUCUAGUUAUUUGCCACCUUUUUGUUCGUGACUUUCUAAUCUCUCCAUACUAUUUUUGAGCAUAAAAAGACACUAACUGAUUAUUUUCCAACAUUUUCGUUCUCGCCCCAAAAAAUGCCUACCGAAAAAGGGCGAACUAGGAAAUUUUACUCAAGAACUUAUGCUCUGGAGACAAUAAAAGGUGUCAACCUAGCUGGAAAAACAUUUGUGGUUACUGGAACAACUUCAGGAAUUGGAAUUGAAACUGCUAGAUCGUUGUCUUUAAAUGGUGCACAUGUUGUUAUGCUCAAUAGAAACUUGGAAGAAUCGGAGAAAUUGAAAAAGAAGAUUGUUGAAGAGAUGAAUGAUGCCGAAAUUGAUAUUAUUGAGUGUGAUCUUAAUUCGUUGCAUUCUGUGAAAAAGGCGGCAGAAGUUUAUAUUUCAAAGAAAUGGUCGAUUCAUUGUUUAAUCCUAAACGCUGGAGUCUUUGGAACUGCGUCAAAAACUACAGUCGACGGUUUGGAAUCACAUUUUGCCAUCAAUCAUCUUUCUCAUUUUUUGUUAAUCCAAGAACUACUUCCAAUUGUUCGACAGUCGAUUCCUUCUAGAAUUGUUUUGGUAUCUUCAUCAGUUCAUGCAACAUGUGGAGUUUCUCCUGAAAUGUCUAUAGAGGAGAAGUUGAAGAUUCUGUGCCCAGAGAGUUCAUCAGAUGCUUCAUGGUUCCGACUAUAUUCUCGAUCAAAAAUGUGCAAUAUGUUGGUUGCAUUCAAACUUCACAGAGAUGAAUAUCACAACGGAAUCAGCACAUAUUCAGUUCAUCCAGGAAAUGGGGUUAGGACGAGCAUAUUCCGAGAUUCAUGGCUUGUAAGCAUUGCGAGUAUUCUAUCAACUCCAUUUACAAAAAAUAUAAGUCAAGGAGCAUCUACAACAGUUUACUGUGCUGGACACCCAGAAGUUGCAAAUGUUUCUGGAAAGUAUUGGGAUUCAAAUUGGGAUGAUGAGAAAGGUUUAUACGAAGAAGUUGCAAGAGAUGAACAAUUACAAGAUGCUUUAUGGAAACAUUCUGAUAAAAUAUUAGAUAAUAUGUUGAAUGAUAGGAAAAAGUCAUGUCAAUUUGAAUGCUGAUUUACUAUUUAUUGAAUGAAACCAUUUAUAUAAAAA